Closterium sp. Naga37s-1 is the source of this 3003-nucleotide messenger RNA. The record is from the annotation of a GenBank genome assembly. NCBI's taxonomy places the organism in Eukaryota, Viridiplantae, Streptophyta, Zygnematophyceae, Desmidiales, Closteriaceae.
AUGCGCUACAUGGACUACUCUCCAUGCGAGGAUCCCAACCGCGCGAAGAAAUUCAUAAAAACAAGCCUGGCGCAUCGCGAGCGACACUGCCCGAAGAGCUCCGAGCAGCUGAACUGCCUCAUCCCGCCGCCCGUCGGGUACAAGCGCCCGGUCUCCUGGCCGCAGAGCCGCGACGAGGCGUGGUACGUGAACGUGCCGCACAAGCAGUUGACGACGGCGAAGGCGGAUCAGAACUGGAUUCGAUACAACGAGCAGACGGAGAAGUUUUCGUUCCCUGGCGGCGGCACGAUGUUCCACAAAGGAGCGGAUCACUACCUGGAAGAGCUGGGCAAGCUCAUUCCGCUCACGGAUGGAUCCAUUCGCACGGCGCUCGACACCGGCUGCGGGGUGGGGAGCUUCGGCGCGUAUCUGCUGAGCCGCGGCGUGCUGACCAUGUCGCUGGCGCCGCGCGACGGGCACGAGGCGCAGGUGCAGUUCGCGCUGGAGCGAGGCCUGCCCGCCAUGAUCGGCGUGCUGGCCAGCAAGCGCCUGCCGUACCCCGCGCGCUCCUUCGACCUCGCGCACUGCUCGCGCUGCCUCAUCCCGUGGUCGAACGAAGACGGGCGCCUCCUGGCGGAGAUCGACCGCGUGCUGCGCCCCGGCGGGUUCUGGGUGCUGACGGGCCCGCCCAUCGACUGGCAGCACUACGCGCGCGGGUGGAACCGCACCAAGGAGGACCUGUCGGGGGAGCAGGACCGGCUGGAGGCCGCGGCGGCGAAGAUGUGCUGGCGCAAGUACAAGCAGGCGGGCAUGUUCGCGAUAUGGCAGAAGCCCCUGGACGGCGCGUGCCAGAAGAGCCGCGGGGACGCGAGCCCGCCCAUGUGCCCCGCGGACCAGGAUGCGGACCUGUCGUGGUACACGCCCAUGGCGACGUGUCUGACUCCUGUGCCCGCAGCAGACAGCAACGGCGUGGCGGGUGGCAGCGUGGACAAGUGGCCCGCCCGUCUCACCGCCACGCCGCCCCGCAUUGCCCUGGGGCUGCUCUCAGGCAAGCCCGGCGUCGCUCUUGCUACCAGCGCGGCUGCCUCUACCGCGGAUGAUGUGGAGGAACGUGCAGAGGAGGAGGCGCAGGAGAGUGCGGAGGAGGUUGCAGAGGGGGCUGCUGAGGAGGAGGGGGCCAGCGGAGAUGAUAAGGAGAGCAAGGAGGCGGGUGAGGAGGAGAAGGCAGGGGGUGAAGAGGAGAAAGAGGGGGGAAGUGAGGAGAAUAGCACGGAGGUUGAGGAGGAGAGCAAGGGCGGAAGCGAGGAGGAGAGCAAAGAGGGAGGCGAGGGGGAGAGCAAAGAGACAAGCGAGGAGGAGGCAGAUGAGGAGAGGGCAGAGCGGGCACAGGAGGAGAGCGGUGGUGGUGCUGUGAUCAAAGAGGAGAGCAGCGAGGAAGAGGAAGGCAGUGAGGGCAAGGCUGAGGAAGGCAGUGAGGAGACAAGCGAGGAGAGCAGCGAGGGUAGUGCUGAUGGCGGCGACGAGGCAGGCGGGGAGGAAAGCAGUGAGGACGUACAGAGGCGGCGGCUGAAGGGGGAGAGUGAGGGCGGGGUUGUGGUGGAGGAUCUGACAGUGGAGGACUUUGCAGCGGACUCUGACAAGUGGAGGCAGCGCGUGCGCUGGUACAAGCGCACCCUGCUGCCGGACCUAGGGCAGGAGGGCGGGCAGUACAGAAACAUUAUGGACAUGAGCGCGGGCAUGGGGGGGUUUGCGGCUGCACUGGGGCAAGAUCCUGUGUGGGUGAUGAAUGCGGUGCCUGUGGACAGAGGGGACGCUGUCGGCGGGGAUGCUGAAGGCUCGGAGGCACCAGCGCAUGUGUCGUUUGGCGCGGCUAACACGCUCGGGGUUAUCUAUGACCGCGGGCUGCUGGGAACGUACCAGGACUGGUGUGAGGCGUUCUCCACAUACCCCCGCACCUAUGACCUCGUCCAUGCCAACGAGCUCUUCUCCCAGUGGACUAGCAGGCCGUGCCCAGUGGAGCAGGUGCUGCUGGAGGUAGACCGCAUCCUGCGCCCUGAGGGAGUGGUGCUCAUCCGUGAUGACCUUGCCACGCUGCGCCGCAUCAAGCGCAUUGCGCCGGCACUGCGCUGGGAUGCACGCAUUGAGCGCCCGGGGAAGGAAGAUUCCGUGGACAAGGACGGCGACGAGGAGGUGGUGCUGGUGUGUACCAAAAAAUUCGUCUUUGAGAAAGUGGGCCGACGGUACAUUCUUAGCCGAGGGGACUGGAGUAAGGGCAAUGGAACAGCCACAGCCCUUGAAAAGUCGGAGAAACAGGCAUUGCUAAAGACCCACAUUAAGUUCAAAGAAUCAUGCUGGAAGUGCAUGUACUACAUAUCCGCCGAGAUAUUUUCUGUGCUUAUAACCCUGGGCGAGCCUUGGAUGGAAGAUAUCAAGUACUACUGGGUGGGCCCUGGGGAUCAGAAGUGGCCCGACCAAAUGAUGAAGCUGAAGUUAAAAACGUUGUUCCAUUACGUCGGAGGGUUCUACACGUACAGCGUUUUUGCGCUCAUAUUCUGGGAAACAAGACGGAAGGACUUUGGCGUGAGCAUGACUCAUCACGUGACUUGCGUAGUCCUUGUCAUUACCGCCUACAUAUUCAGGUUCGGCCGUGUCUGUUCCUUGAUGGUUGCGAUCCAUGAUGCCAGCGACAUCUUCCUCGAGCUUGCCAAGCUGAGCAAGUACAUCGAAUUCGAAACAAGCGCGACCAUCAACUUUCUUAUAUUUGCGGUAUCUUGGGCAUGGUUGAGGCUCUGGUGGUAUCCUCGGUACAUCAUCUACAGUUCAAGCUACCAGGUGGUUCAGCUACUGGACAAGAAUGACCACUUGGAAUUAGGCCCGAAGACUUACUACUUCUUUAACUUCAUUCUCGUUCUCCUGCUAGUACUUCACGUGUACUGGUGGAUACUUAUUGCCAAAGUUAUUAUCAGGCAGUUUGGAUCAGGAGAAGUGGACGAUGGCAGAUCUGAUGACGAAGACGACGACUAG